Podarcis muralis (Common wall lizard) is the source of this 2869-nucleotide messenger RNA. NCBI's taxonomy places the organism in Eukaryota, Metazoa, Chordata, Lepidosauria, Squamata, Lacertidae. The record is from RefSeq and is a predicted model, not a curated record.
AUGUGCAGACGCGAUUUCCAGCGUCGCGCUGCACUGGCUCGGUUCAUGGAGGAUCUCUACGGGAGUGAUCCAACCCAUGCCCAGUACUUGAUUAUCCAAACGCAAUUUAAUAUUCAUCCUUUCCUUUGUUUUGCUGUUUUCCAGCAGAAAGAAUUUCCUUGCAACUUGCUUACUGUAAGAGUGAUACGAAUGAGAAACCUUCGCCAAGCUGAUCUCUUAAGCCAGUCUGAUUGUUACGUGACCCUCUGGUUACCUACUUCUUCAUGUGAAAAAGUGCGGACCAAAACUGUUAAUAAUAGCAAGAACCCUGUUUGGAAUGAAACGUUUUAUUAUAGGAUUCAAAACCAAGUCAAGAAUUUGUUAGAGAUGUCUGUCUUUGAUGAAGAUCUUUUCACUCCAGAUGAGCUCCUCUUCACUAUAUCCUUUGAUGUUGCUCGGCUUCCACUUGGUGAAAGAGUUCUCAUGUAUUUUAAGUCUGAACCACAGAAACAAGAAGAGCUGGAAAUUGAAUUUUUGGUGGAGCCUGCGCCUGGCCCACCUGAAACCAUCAUAACAAAUGGCGUCCUAGUGGUAAUUUUUUAUUUCUGCAAUUUAUCAAUGCUGAUAAUACCUGUUGGGGACAUUGGUUAUGACGAGCGCCAACGACUGCUGGACACAUCACGACUAAUAUGCUCCACGAUGGUUAUCAAGAUUAUACCUCAACGCAGGCUUCAAGGAAGGAAACGAAGGCGCAAAAUCAACACUCAAGUCCUUCAAGAUCCCAUUAAGCGGGAUUGCUUCCAAACAACUCUUAAGGACCACCUGCUUCUAUGUCGUGAGGUUUGCGAAUUGAAAGCAGAGGUGGACCAGAAGAAGCCCCGUAAAUCAAAGAAAGACCUUGCGCUUUCAGUGAAAGGUUCCUGCGAAGGCACUCACUGUUUUAAGAUGGGUUCGGAUGCUCUCAUUAUACCGCCAUGCCCAACUACGUUCCACUAUGUCAAGUACAAGGAUCCGGCAAUGGACAUUAUGCUACCAAAGAAGACACACUAUAAUCCUAUUACCUGUUCUUAUAGCACCAAAACCAACGUUCUACCUGUCAUGUUGAAUUCCCUGCCCAUGGGAGAGAAAGUACCAAUAGUGGAGAAGAAAAAGUACAAUUUGCACGUGCAAGUAGAUGACUGUCAUUGUUCCUGCCCAGCAGACCUCGAUGUGCGCUUGGGAUAUGACAUAUGCCCACAGGAAGAAGAGUUCUUAUACAAACGGAGGAGAUAUGUUGCUCAGGCUCUGAAGCAGGUUCUCCAACUAGAUUAUGACUUGCAAGAUCAUGAGGUUCCAGUGGUGGCAGUCAUGACAACAGGAGGUGGGACAAGGUCAUUCACAACAACAUAUGGCUGCAUAAGGGGCCUAAAAAAAUUAAAUCUUCUAGACUGUGUAACGUACAUGUCUGGCUUGUCUGGCACUUCGUGGGCCAUGACACACCUGUACAGAGAUGCUUAUUGGUCCCAGAAAGAUCUUGAUGAAAAAAUAAAUGAGGCUAAGAAACAAGUGACCAAGAGCAAGAUGGAGAUGUUUACCAUGGAGCGCAUUAAAUAUUAUUAUCAACAGCUGAGUCAACGGAAACAAGAAGGAUACAAUACAACAUUUAUAGAUCUCUGGGGGCUUGUCAUAGAGUAUUUGAUAAAUGAUGGGAAAGAUUGCCACAGGCUUUCAGACCAGAGGGAAUCUUUGACAGAUGGACAGAAUCCAUUGCCCAUCUAUGUGACCAUCAAUAUUAAGGACAAAUACAGUACUCAAGAUUUCAAAGAAUGGAUGGAGUUCACUCCCUAUGAGGUGGGGUUCCUGAAAUACGGAGCAUUUGUGCCUUCAGAAAACUUUGGAAGUGAAUUCUUCAUGGGCCGCAUGAUCAAGAAACUUCCAGAAAGCCGAAUAUGCUAUCUCCAUGGUAUGUGGAGUAGCAUAUUUUCUUUAAACUUGUUGUAUAUCUGGAACAGAGUUAAUGAUUCAGAGGAAUUCUGGCACAGAUGGACUCAAGACAAGUUAAUAGAUAUUGAGGAAGAGCCUUAUUUACCUACAAGGCCAUAUGAAAUAAGGAGCCAUAUGUACGUCCCAGCCGGAGAACUUGCCAAUAAGCUCCGAGGGGUCUUGACUGAUCGCUUUUCUGUUGCCCAAUAUCACAAUUUUCUGAAGGGUUUUCAGAUGCAUAACUACUACUUGGAGAAUGAAAAUUUCAAUAGAUGGAAAGCUACGGUGUUAGACGGAUGCCCAAAUCAACUAACGGAACAUGCAGACUCUAUAGGACUGGUGGACGCUGGAUUUUUCAUCAAUACAAGUUGCCCACCACUUUUAAGGCCAGAGAGGAAAGUUGAUGUCAUUGUGCAUCUGAGUUACAGCGCAGGCUCACAAACACUGCCUCUAGAGCAAGCUUGCAAGUACUAUAUCCAGCAAGGUAUCCCAUUUCCACAUGUUGUCCUUACGGAAGAAGACAAGAAACAUCUAAAGGAAUGCUACUACUUUGAUCAAUCAGAUGUCCUUGGUUGUCCAAUCCUGGUUUUCUUCCCAUUAGUGAAUGAUACCUUCCAUUACAAAGCACCUGGCGAGAAACGCGAUGGUGAAGCAGAGAUGGCUGCAGGAGAUGUUGAUGUUUCCACCUGGAAGACACCAUACAAUACUUACUGGCUCACAUACAGCGAUGAAGAUUUUGACAAGCUAGUAAACCUGAGUGAAUACAACAUCUUGAAUAACGAGCACCUGAUUCUGCAGGCUUUGCGUUCUGCUGUAGAACGGAAAAGGCGGCAUUGAUGGAGACAGUAUAGAUUGACUGGGGAGCUUGUGGGGAAGGCAGAAGAUCAAGUAAUGGUUGGCUACAGUUACUGAUUAAUCUGGAAUUUAU